Elaeis guineensis (African oil palm) is the source of this 544-nucleotide messenger RNA. NCBI's taxonomy places the organism in Eukaryota, Viridiplantae, Streptophyta, Magnoliopsida, Arecales, Arecaceae. The record is from RefSeq and is a predicted model, not a curated record.
ACCCUCGCCGACACCUCCGUCGAGGACUGGGACAAGACCUUCGCCGUCAACGUCAAGGGCACCUUUCUGUGUUGCCGCGAGGCCGCCAACCGGCUGCUCCGUGGCGGAGGGGGGACAAUCAUCACCUUCUUGUCUUCAAUAGCGGGCACGCUGCUCCCCAAUGACUCGGCCUACGCCGCGUCCAACGUCGCGGUGGAGGCGAUGACAAGAAUCCUGGCGAAGGAGCUUCAAGGGACAGGGAUCACCGCCAACUGCAUCGCGCCGGGGCCGAUCAAGACGGACCUCUUCUUCGCCGGAAAGAGAGGAGAGGAGAUCGAAAGGGUGAUCCAGCGGAGCCCGGGGAGGAUCGGCUAGGCCACGGACGUGGCCCCCUUGGUCGGAUUCUUGGUCAAGGACGAGGCCUGUUGGGUCAACGGCCAGGUGAUCCGAGUCAACGGAGGCUUUGUGUAAGGAAGAAUUUUGUUCCUUUUGUAUCAAUAAUAAUAAAAAUAAAGCUUUCUAUUAUAAGAGCUAUUUCUUGUUUUGUUUGAUCUAUAAGCAAUAU